GGCUGAAGCAAAAAAAAACGAUAAGCCUAAGCUACUUUGGAGUUGGCGUACCAUAAGAGGACAAUUUUCAUGCAUGGAAUUGACCGCCCAAUUCCAAAGACCCUAAAACAAAAUCUAACAUUGGAAUCAUCAUCGGCUCUUUAUGAAACUCCCCGGCCAGCUUCUGACUUGUCUAUACAAGUUCUCUAUUUAUAUGAACAACUUUGAGUUAAUUUCUUCAUCCAUUCACUUCGUUUAAUCUUGGUAAAACGAUAUAGCUCUCAUUAAUUUGAGGUUACAUUUUCUAUUCUAAUUAGUCAAAAUGGCUGCUUUUGCUUCAAUCUCAGUUUGCCCAUUGGCCACCUUUGCUACAAUUCCCAGAGCCGGAGGAUCUAUUUCUCAGCACAAAAGCUUCACUACCAUUGGAGGUCCUGUGUUUAACGGAUUAAAGCUUAUUCCAAAGAUCCAAUUCUCAAAGGAGACAAACAAGUUUUCUACUCGAUCUAGCUGCUUUAAGACUUCAAUUUCAUGCUCUCUUGCUCAACCUGAGACAUUGAAAACCGUCCAAAACACCAUUGCUAAGCAGUUGUCAAUUGAUGUGAGCGCGGUGACUCCUGAAACCAAGUUUGCUGAUCUAGGUGCUGAUUCCCUUGACACGGUGGAGAUAAUGAUGGCCUUGGAGGAACAAUUUGGAGUUUCAGUUGGAGAAGGUGGAGCUGAGAACAUUGCAACCGUCCAAGACGCUGCAGACUUGAUUGAGAAAGUGAAAGCUGCUGCAUAAGAAACUUGGAGCACAUCACUUGCGCUACAGAAUUAAAAUAACUUCUUUUUAGUUGUUUCAUAAAAUGCCACCAAAGAGAAAUUACAGUGAUCAAAAUUUUACUACAAGUUGGCAUUUUUUUUCCUUUUCCUUAACCUAGAGGGCAAUUUUUGUUGUGGGUUGGUCUUAAAUUGUAGCCUGUCACCUGUCUCUUGGUUCUUCCCGUCCCAUGCAAGCAAGAAAAACUAAAAUAACAUCAAUAAAUGCACGAAUCAACUUGAUCUUUGAUUUUAGAUAUGCCACUUAUAGCUUAGUCCAGCGGGAAUCUGGAUACAAUAUGUGGGAAAUAAAUCUGGCUGAGAUUGAUACUAGAAACAAAUAAACAGAUCGUUAUCUAAGCAGCAAAGAUAAGAUCUUGUUCACCAAGUCCAUCC
Messenger RNA from Durio zibethinus, 1173 nucleotides. RefSeq lists its product as uncharacterized. The record is from RefSeq and is a predicted model, not a curated record. Gene Ontology annotation, biological process: fatty acid biosynthetic process. NCBI's taxonomy places the organism in Eukaryota, Viridiplantae, Streptophyta, Magnoliopsida, Malvales, Malvaceae. Gene Ontology annotation, molecular function: phosphopantetheine binding; acyl carrier activity.